AUGCUUCGGUUUAUUUCCAGAGUUCUUGCCUUCUUCCGGAGGAGGGUGGACUCGUCGGAGGCCGAGAGGGAGCAGCAUAUGAGGCUUUUGGAAGGUGGCACCAGGUUGAAAACUGUACAAGGAGUUGUGACGAAUAUCUAUAGUGAUUAUGGUUUGAUUGAUGACUUAAUCUACUUCAGUAGUGAUGUCGUGACUGGUGAUGUCCCUCUGAAGGUUGGACAAGAAGUCACUGCCAUUGUGGGAAAAGAUAAAACAUAUGGAUUGAAAGCAAUCAAAGUGGAUGCGCUCUGUGACAGUUGCCAUGGCAAUGGGCCCCCGGACUCCUAUGCUAGAGUUUCAUUUGGCUGUGUUUCCACUGUCGUGGAAGGCGCUAACUACAUUGAUCACACAACCUACUUCUCUCUAGAUGUCGUUUGUAAAGGUUUCGAGCCUUACCAGGGGGACCGAGUAGAAGUUGAGUUUUGCACCCCGUCGGACACACUGAGCAGAAGAGCCCUGUCGGUGAAGCCUCAGAGACAUAAGCAUGUGCAUGAGGUCUGCAUUACUAGCCUCCAUGGAAGAAAUGGGGUGAUAGAUGAUAGCAUCUUUUUCACCUUGGAAUCUCUGAAGCUGCCUGCUGGAUACACACCUCAAGUAUCCGAUGUUGUUAACGCUGUCGUGGUGGAGAGCAUCCAGUCCUGCUAUACUUGGAGAGCGAUUUCUAUGACUCCAGUGAAAAGGUGCUAAUAAGAGAAUAGCAUUUGUGUUCCCUGGGUGUCUUCUCUUUUCUUAUUAGCAAAAGUCCUGGUUUAAAUGUGUUUUGUGAAAAAGAGCUUAGUAAGCCUAAGUUAAUUCAAGCUAAAUUAACUAAACAGUUAAUUCAAGCACAGCCUUUCAAGUUCCAUGUGGGCUGGUU
This is a messenger RNA of Mustela lutreola (European mink), 895 nucleotides long. RefSeq names its product cancer/testis antigen 55 (gene CT55). The coding region runs from base 1 to 726 and encodes 241 amino acids. The transcript has 5 exons. The record is from RefSeq and is a predicted model, not a curated record. Lineage: Eukaryota; Metazoa; Chordata; Mammalia; Carnivora; Mustelidae.